Messenger RNA from Gorilla gorilla gorilla (western lowland gorilla), 1833 nucleotides. RefSeq names its product cyclin Y (gene CCNY). Gene Ontology annotation, molecular function: protein kinase binding. The transcript is spliced from 13 exons. The coding region runs from base 397 to 1260 and encodes 287 amino acids. Lineage: Eukaryota; Metazoa; Chordata; Mammalia; Primates; Hominidae. Gene Ontology annotation, biological process: regulation of cyclin-dependent protein serine/threonine kinase activity. The record is from RefSeq and is a predicted model, not a curated record.
GGAGUCAGGAGAGAUGUGAGCCUCGUACCAGGAAGACCAUACUGAGGCCACCAGGUUGAGAGCCGCCUGGCUGGGGGGCUUGUCCGGGGACAGCAGGGGCAGAGGCAUGGAGGUUCACAGCCAGGAAAUAGCGCAGUGAACCUGUCCCCUCCGGUCACGUCAACAUCAAGAGCUGAACUGGGACUAGAAGUCAUCGCCCCAGAGCUUUUUGCUACCAGAACUGCCGGGUGAAAAUCUUUGGAAGAGAAGUUUGAGAACCUGUUAAACAAGCUCUCCAGGUAAUUCUGUGCACGUUCAGUCUGAGAACUGCUGCAUCUGAAGAGGUGACCCCAGUGGCUGAAAGCAGAGGAGAAAGUGUUUCAUCACGGGCCCUCUCCUUCUGAAUGCUAUUUGAACAUGGAAUUCAAUCCUUCAGAUCAUCCUCGGGCCAGCACAAUAUUCCUCAGUAAAUCUCAGACAGACGUGAGAGAAAAACGCAAGAGUCUCUUCAUUAACCAUCAUCCUCCAGGACAAAUAGCAAGGAAAUACAGUUCCUGCUCCACCAUUUUCCUAGAUGAUAGCACAGUCAGUCAACCAAACCUCAAGUAUACAAUUAAAUGUGUCGCUCUUGCAAUAUAUUAUCACAUCAAAAACAGGGACCCAGAUGGAAGGAUGCUCUUAGAUAUUUUUGAUGAAAAUCUUCACCCUCUUUCGAAAUCCGAAGUGCCACCAGAUUAUGACAAACACAACCCAGAGCAGAAGCAGAUUUACCGGUUCGUUCGGACACUGUUCAGUGCUGCUCAGCUGACGGCUGAAUGUGCCAUCGUCACCCUGGUGUACCUUGAAAGACUUUUAACAUACGCAGAGAUAGAUAUCUGUCCGGCCAACUGGAAGCGGAUUGUUUUAGGGGCGAUCCUGCUGGCCUCCAAGGUGUGGGAUGACCAGGCUGUAUGGAAUGUGGAUUACUGCCAGAUCCUGAAAGACAUUACGGUGGAGGACAUGAACGAGCUAGAGCGACAGUUUCUUGAAUUGCUGCAGUUCAACAUCAAUGUUCCUUCCAGUGUCUAUGCCAAGUAUUAUUUUGAUCUUCGUUCUCUGGCAGAAGCGAACAACCUGAGCUUUCCCUUGGAGCCCCUGAGCAGGGAGAGGGCUCACAAGCUUGAGGCCAUCUCUCGCCUCUGCGAGGACAAGUACAAGGACCUAAGAAGAUCCGCGAGGAAGCGCUCAGCCAGUGCAGACAACCUGACUCUGCCCCGGUGGUCCCCAGCCAUCAUCUCUUAACUACGGAGGCCCGCCGGAGGCCACACCAUCCCUUAGUUUCUCCUUUAGUUUGAGAAAAGACAGACUUGGGGUGGGUUUGUUUUUGUUUUUUCUUUCCUUUUCUUUUUUAACGCAUAGCUCCGUCAAGCUGCCUGGAUGAGCGCCCAUGCAGCAAGGCUUGGAGGAAGCGUCAGUGCCCUGGAGAUCCCAGCUCGCUCUCCCCACUGUCAGCAACAGCACUUCCUUCGUGGAGGAAGUGGACUCGAAUCCUGGAGGAGGAAAUAAAGGGAAAGGGAAGUCGUGGAGAGGCAGGGAAAAUGGUUAAGCGGCCCAGCCCUCUGGAGUCCCCGUGGGGGCGGUAGCUGAAGUUGGUGAGCGCAGCGGUGGAUGCAGAGCUGGCUGCACCCAGGGCUGGGCCAGUGUGUCCUGUAAGACUUCUUGCAUUCCUUCUGCUGCUUUUUUGGGAUGGGGGUAUUUUUGUUCAUUUGUUUUUGCCCUGUUUUGAUUUUGGUCCCACAGAGCAGGGGAUGUAGUUUGUACCCACCAUGGCGCAGACUUCCAAAUAAAUAGUACUGGUCAUUUCUCUCCGCACUA